Messenger RNA from Condylostylus longicornis, 1682 nucleotides. RefSeq lists its product as uncharacterized. The transcript is spliced from 8 exons. Gene Ontology annotation, cellular component: nucleus; transcription regulator complex. The record is from RefSeq and is a predicted model, not a curated record. Gene Ontology annotation, biological process: regulation of transcription by RNA polymerase II. Lineage: Eukaryota; Metazoa; Arthropoda; Insecta; Diptera; Dolichopodidae. Bases 109 to 1227 code for a protein of 372 amino acids.
GUUUUACAAAACAAAUGUUUUAAACGCCAAAAAAUAACAAAUAUAAAGAUAAUACUUAUUUUUAAUUAUUAUAUUAAGUAUUGGGAAAUAAAGUGACACAACGCUUAAAUGAAACGAUCGUUUCACCAACUAAAAGCUAAAGUGGAAAUGCCUGAGGAUGUUUUUGAAGAUAGUUUCGAUUGUAAAAAAAGAAUCAAGGAAAGCAUAAGUGAGAGUGUAAGUAGGUUUGAUAAUGAAAAACUCAUAGAAGUAAUGAGAGAUCUUCCGUGUUUAUGGGAUAAAUCUGAUUUAAAAUAUAAAGACAAAAAAUUUAAAGAAGAAAAAUGGGAAGAAAUUGCGGAUCAUUUCAAUACUACAGUAAAAAUCUGCAAACUAAAGUGGCGUAAUUUAAGGGACAGAUACCUUAAGGAGAAAAGAAAGUCUAAUACUUCAUCUGGAAACAAAUUUCAAUCAAACAGUUUUUGGAAAUAUAGUGACACAUUGUCUUUUUUAGACGAAUCGAUACUUCCAACAAUAACAAUUAAUUAUGUGGAAAUGCCUGAGGAUGCUUCCCAAUAUAGCUUCGAAUGUGAAAAUAAAAUUAAAGGGAACAUGAGUGGGGUUUUUGAUAAUGAAAAACUCAUAGAAAUAAUGAGAGAACUUCCGUGUUUGUGGGAUAAAACUGAUGCCAAAUAUAAAAACAAAAAACUUAAAGAAGAAAAAUGGGAAGAAAUCGCAGAGCAUCUAAAUACUACCAUAAAAAUCUGUAAAUUAAAGUGGCGCAAUUUGAGAGACAGAUACUUGAAAGAGAGAAGAAAGUCAAAUACUUCAUCUGGAAGUAAAUAUCAGUCGCAUAAUAUUUGGAAAUAUUGUGACACCAUGUCUUUUUUAGACAAAUCCAUAUUCCCACCAAUAUCAACUAAUAAUACGGAAAUUAAUGAAGUUGUUUUCGAAGAUAACUUAGAUUUUGAGAACGAUAACAGUUCUAACUUAACACCAGAAUCAUCUCGAAAAAGAACACACAGCUCAACAACAGAUGAGUUAAUAAAUUUAAUAAAAAGAAGGCUGCAAGAAAAAGAAGAUUAUUAUAACAAAUCAAUUAAUAACAAAUAUGAAAAUUUUGUAAAUAUGGUUUGUGAACUAAUGGAUCAAAUACCCGAUGAAAAACAUACAUCUAUAAAAAUGGAAGUUCUAAACUUUUUACAUAGUAAAAUUCCAGAAAAAUUUGAAAGAAACGAAUUUUUUUAGUAGAAAAAAAAUUAAUUUUGGAAUUUGAGUUUUAAAGAAGCUACGUAUAUGUGUUCGUAUGUAAAAUGUUUUAUAAGUACGCUGGUAAACUUUGUUAGUUUUUCUAAUAAAUAAUAGUGUAAAUAAAACUUGAUCUAUACUUUGAAUUAAUUUUUUUUUAGACAUAUUGAAUUCAAUUUGAAAAAUUGAAUUAGAAAUUGAUAGAAUGUGGUGUGCAUUAUUAAAAAAUAGCGAUUUAGAUUUUCUACUAGAAUGUACACAAAUUUUUGUUUUGAAAUUUACAUAUGUAAUCAUUUUUUUAAAGUUUAUAUUUUAAUUUUCACUUUUUUACUUUAAUGCUUCGAUUUACUCAUUCAUUCUUUAAUCUAACAAAAAAGAUCGCAAUUAAGGGAUGAACGCAUAUUCAGACAACACGAAUACGUAGUUUUUCUAAUUCGAAAUACAAAUCAAUAAGA